AUGCCUGUGCAGUCGGCCCGUGGUAGAGGCCGUAGACCGGGAAGCUCUGGUACGACUAUGGGCAUGGCUGUGGUCUUCAAGGUUGGGGUGCAAGGCGAGUGCAAUGAGACGGCAGUUGGGUAUGCGGAGAUCGGGUUGCUGUCGUGGGAGUGCGAGUGGAUGCUCAUACUGUCGGAGAUCUUCUCGUCAACGCAGCGAGCGCAACGAACUCUUCCACACUGGAUGCAGGAGUCGUAG
Molecule: messenger RNA, 237 nt
Organism: Penicillium hordei
Lineage: Eukaryota; Fungi; Ascomycota; Eurotiomycetes; Eurotiales; Aspergillaceae
Exons: 1
Coding region: 1-237 (78 amino acids)
Source: RefSeq, a predicted model, not a curated record